CAGGAACUCCUUCGAGAAAAACAACAACAUCUGGAGAGAUUGAUGAGGGAAAGAGAGCUGGAACGCGCUGAGAUGGCAAAGAUAUCCCUGCAGGCUAACCGCGCGGAGACCGCACUCACGCAACUCAAGAAAGAGGCUACACAGGCAACUUCAGAAAACAGCAAACUAAAAUCCGAGUUGGACAAGAUCAACAAACUCUUGGAGGAUGAGAAGCAGAAGGUGGAAGAUCUCAUGUUCAGAUCAGAAGAGGAGAAUAUCAAUAGAGAAGAUUAUAAUAAAUAUAAAGAAACGAUGGAGCAAGAGAAGGCGGCACGUGAGCAACGCAUCCGCGAGUUGGAGGCGGAGGCGGAGCUGCAGACGGCGCGGGCCGAGGCCACCGCCACCGCGCUGCGCAUGAUGGAGGACCAGCGCGCCGCAGACAUGGCCGCCGCUAACGAAAACCAUCGCGAGGAACUGGCUGCUGCACAUACUUUGUCGUCAGAGUUGCAGAAGUUAUUAGAUGAAGCUUACGCUCUCCUUAAAGAAAAAGAAAGCGAAAAAGAUUCAUUGGGCAAGAGCAUGUCCGAGGAGCUGACUCGACUGAAGACUGAUUCUGAAAGGGCGCUAAACGAAGCUAAAACUAAGAUGGCUAUCGCUCAGACUGAAUUCGAAACACAAGUCUCCGUACUGACUGCGAAGCUGCAAUUAGCUGAAUCAAAGCUAGAAACUGAAAAACAGAACGUAGAAAGAUUAAAUAAGGAAAACAGCCAAAUUAUUAUAGACUUGAAUACUAAGUUAACUCAGCUGCAAGCUGCCGUAGAUGAUAAAACAUUAGAGUUGAAUAAAGUUGUUGGCGUGAGCAAGGAACACGAAGUCAACCUAAACAAAGAAAUUACAAAACUAAAAAUGGAACUUAGUGCUAAAGUAUUAGAUUUAGAACAACUUGAAGACUCGAAGAGGAAACAAGAAACAAUAUUCAAAUCGUUACAGGAAGAAUUGGGCCGUGUUAAAGAUGAAUACAAUAGCAAAGUCAAUGAAUAUGAAACCUUGUUAAGUGAAGUCUCGCAACAACAUGAGAAGAACAAAACAGAUAUGUUGGAGUUACAACAAAGUUUGUCUGCGAAGACCAAGGAGUACGAAAAACUACUAGCUGAACUAAGCACAUCCACAAGUUCCUCAGAGAAGCUUGUCAGUGAAUACAAACAAACUAUUCACGAACGCGACAAGGAAAUUAUAAAACUAAAAGAUGACUUCGAACAAACAACAGCUAAUUUCAACAUCAAACAUAGCAAAAUAGCUGAAGAACAUAAGAAAGAGAUUGACGAUCGUAACACUAAAAUAGAAGAACUUCUGAAGGAAAUUGAAAGCCAUAAACUUACUUUGGAUCAAAGUAAGGUAGAACUCGAAGCAUUAAAUUCUCAGUUCAUCUUAAACGUGGACGAACUGAAGGUUCUCAAAGAAGAAAACGAAAAAUUAAAACAAACCAUUAACGAUUUGACUCAAGCUAACAAUGAUCUCAAAGCUAAAAUGUCAGCAAUGGAAUUAGAAGUUGGUGAAUACAAACGACAGUAUGAAAGCGCCAACGAGAAAUGUGCAGAGUUACAAAAAGCAAAGGAUAAAAUCGAGGAAGAAUAUAUGAAUCUGACUGGUCAAACAACUGAUUCUAAUGAGCAAUUCAAUAAGUUGUCCCAACAUCUGAAGGAGACUGAAAAAGAAUUGCAAGAGUUGAAGGACAAGAAUAGAGAGGUUGUGAAUAACCAUGCACGAAAUGAACAAGAAUUGAAACAAAAGUUGUUCAAGAUUCAAGAAGACUUCUCUGUCGAACGUGGACAGUUAGUUGGCUCCGUAAAUGAUAACUUAGAAAAACUAAAAGAAGCAGACGGUAAGAUCAAAGAAUUAGAAGCCCACACUUUAGAAAUCAAUAACUGUUUGAGGAGUCUUCAAGCAGACAACGACAAACUCCUCGAUGAGAACACUAUCUUCAAAAACGAGAUAGAAGCACUUAAGGUUAAAGAACGUGAACAGAAUAGUGAACAUGAGUCUAUCUGUAAGAAACUAGAAGUAGAUAUAGAUAGGUAUAAAGAAGAAAUAUCUAUAUUAAAAGCUGAUGGUGCUACGUCUGAAGUUAAACUUAUGGAGAAAGUAGAUCAAUUGACUGAAGCGCAAAAUGACUUGAACAACAAACUUGAAGAAGCAAGAAAGCACGAAGACAGUUUACAGAAGAUUUUAGAUGAUAUGACUGCUCAGUUAAAUAAUCAAAAAUUACAAUUUGAAAAGGAAAUAACCCAACUCCAAACUAAUUUAAGCACUGUUUCCGACGAAGCCAACAAAUUAAGGUCGGAAGAAACACACUUAAAAGAACUUCUAGAAGAAAAACAGAACAAUAUUAAGGAUCUCAGCCUAAAGCUCGAAAUGCUGGAGGUUGAUUUGAAGUCCAAUGUGGAAAUUGUUACUGAAAAAGAUCGUCAAAUAGCUUUAGUGAACGAAGAACUAAACAAGGCAACUGAAAAUAAGAAACAAUUAGAAGAAAAGUUAAAUGCAGCUACUUUAGAAACUUCCUCAUUAAAACAAAAAUACGAGAAUCUAAUUGCAAACUCUUCAGCGGAAGAAAGUAUUCUGAAGGAACAGCUGAACCAGCUUGAGGUUCUCAAAAAAGAAACGUCCGUACUAACCCAAGAAAAGACUUCUUUGGAAUCGAAGUAUACUGAAACGCUGUCAGAAUUAACAGCUUUAAAGAAAAACUAUGAAGAUGUAGUUAGUAAAAUGAAUGAGAACGAAACUGUUAGUAGUGAUCUAAAGAAAUCUUUGGAUGAAAAGGACAACUUACUGAAAUCUCAAAACGAAAAACAUGAGACUGAUCUACAAACAAUAAAUAAGUUAGAAGCAGAUUUAGCGCAGUUAAAGCAAGAGCUGUCUAGUAAAGAGAUUGCUAUUCAAGAGAAAGAAUCACAGGUAACCAAGAUGAAUGAGGCCUUACAAUUAGGAUCUAGCGAAAGUCAACAACUAGUCGCUCAACUUCAACAAGAAAAUGCAAAAUUAAACGAAACAUACAAAACCGAAGUUGAAUCUCUUAGCAAUACUACAAAAACUUUACAGUCUCAGUUGACUGAAAAGGAUAAGGAGCUCGAAGACCUAAAACAGACAAAAGAAAAACUAGCAGAACUACAGAACCUUGUAGAAAAGUCGGAACAAGAUAUCAAACAGCUAACGAACAUCAACGAAGCGCAGAAAUUGAACUACGAGGACUUGAACAAGCAGCUACAAGCGCAGUUUGAUGAACACAAGAAGGAAAGCAAGCGCGCAAGACACGACCUGAGGAAUACAAUAGGCGAUUACGAAAAAGAAUUAAAAGAAUCCAAAGAAAAAGUAGCAGCUGAAAUAGAAAAACAAAAUCAAUUGCAAAAGAAAUUAACAGAUGCUGAGAAUAAAAUAUUAGAACUGACACAGAAAAUAGAAUUAGUAGCUGUUCAGCAAAGUAGUGAUGUUGAGAAGGACAAACAAUUAGAGAAAUUAACGGUAGAACUACAAUUAGCUAAACAGUCUUCUACUGAGACGGUAGCUAAGAGUGAGACUUUAGUCAAGAAUCUUAAAGCUGAUAUAGAGAAUAAAGUUAAAGAAUUGAGACUGAAGGAAGAUAUGAUUGGCAAAUUGCAAGAAGAAGUUAAGAGUUGCUCCAUGCGUGCAGGAAUCGAACCCGCUACACGUAGCGCAGCAACCGAUUGCCCAACUACAGCGCUAACCGUGCAGUCGAGCCGGACAGAUCGGGACCAUCGACCACGCCAUCAACGUAUAAGCUAA
Messenger RNA from Spodoptera littoralis (African cotton leafworm), 3777 nucleotides. Lineage: Eukaryota; Metazoa; Arthropoda; Insecta; Lepidoptera; Noctuidae. The record is from the annotation of a GenBank genome assembly.